AUGGCCGAUAACCCAGACCUCGUGCGUAGACAAGCAUCAGAGAAAGACACCUUACUGGAGCCGCUGCUUGGCUUUGUACCGCGGCAAGUCAAGGGGGAGCAGGUCCGUAAGGCUUUGGACCACCAAAUGAACCCGUUCACGAAAAAAUUCCGCACUGAACGAUACAAGGAAUUGUUAAAGGCACGUCAAAAGCUGCCCGUGUUUGCUCAGCUGGGCGAGUUUUUGACAAUGUUCCGCGAAAGCCAAAUCAUUGUAAUGGUUGGAGAAACUGGUGCCGGGAAGACCACACAAAUACCACAAUUUGUCGCAUAUUUUGACUUGCCGCACAUCGAAGGAAAAGUAGUUGCAUGCACUCAACCGCGACGAGUUGCCGCAAUGUCCGCAGCAAGGCGUGUGGCAGAGGAGAUGGAUGUUGAACUUGGCCGUGAAGUCGGUUAUUCUAUCCGUUUCGAAGAUAUGACCGAACCUGGUAAAACCUUCCUCAAAUACAUGACUGACGGUAUGCUUCUUCGUGAAGCCAUGAAUGACCCUAAUCUCGAACGAUAUUCGACUAUCAUUCUUGACGAAGCCCACGAGCGUACUCUUGCAACAGAUGUUCUCAUGGGCCUUUUAAAGGACAUUGCCAAACGCCGCGCCGAUCUCAAAAUCAUCAUAAUGUCCGCCACUCUCGAUGCACUCAAAUUCCAAAAAUACUUCGGCCUCACCCAAGACUCUGCCGCCCCCCUUUUCAAAGUACCAGGGAGAACACAUCCCGUGGAAGUCUUUUACACACAGGAACCUGAACCCGAUUAUGUUGAAGCCGCUAUUAGAACUGUAUUGAUGAUUCAUCGUGCAGAAGAUCCCGGCGAUAUCCUUGUUUUCUUGACGGGAGAGGAAGAAAUUGAAGAUGCUUGUAAAAAGAUCAAGCUCGAAGCAGAUGAUUUGGUGAACCAAGAUCCCGACUCUGUUGGACCUCUCGUGUGCAUACCCCUGUAUUCAUCUCUACCUCCACAACAACAGCAGAGAAUAUUCGAUCCAGCACCUUCAGCCAUAUCUCCAUCUAGACCCCGGGGGCGAAAAGUCGUAGUGUCUACCAACAUCGCCGAAACGUCGUUGACAAUAGAUGGUAUCGUCUAUGUCGUGGAUCCCGGCUUCUUAAAACAAAAAGUGUACAACCCACGGAUAAGAGUAGAGAGUUUAUUGGUUAGCCCAAUCUCCAAAGCUUCGGCACAACAACGAGCUGGACGAGCUGGACGAACACGUCCUGGGAAGUGUUUCCGACUUUAUACGGAGAAAGAUUUCAUGGGCGAAUUAGAGGAGCAAACAUAUCCUGAAAUUUUACGAUGUAAUCUCAGCAAUACUGUUCUGGAGUUGCUCAAGCUUGGUAUCAAGGAUCUUGUACGAUUUGACUUCGUAGACGCCCCUCUCCAGAGACGCUGA
Molecule: messenger RNA, 1419 nt
Organism: Marasmius oreades (fairy-ring Marasmius)
Lineage: Eukaryota; Fungi; Basidiomycota; Agaricomycetes; Agaricales; Marasmiaceae
Product: DEAH-box ATP-dependent RNA helicase prp43
Exons: 6
Coding region: 1-1419 (472 amino acids)
Cellular component (GO): spliceosomal complex; intracellular anatomical structure
Molecular function (GO): ATP binding; RNA binding
Source: RefSeq, a predicted model, not a curated record